UUUCAUUUCAUUGUUCUGUUCUCUUUCUGCUGGUGCUGUUUUGGUUUUACUGCAAUUAUCUAUUUAAGAACGCAACGAAACCCGAUGCACCUGCCCAGUGCACGAAGUGUGGGUGUGCCCAGUGUCAGUUUCAUUUAUAAAACUAUGAGUUUCACACGAUUUCCACCGCAGCUGACCGAUUGACCGAUCAGAGUCUCUCACGCCCCCUCAUGUGUUUACCCUUUGUCUUACGUUCUAUUUGCGUUUCGUGUCCGCUUUAAAUCGCCUCAUUUGCAUAAAACUCGUCUUUACGUCACAAGUUUCCAAACAAAAAAAAAACGAAAACAACAAAGGAGGAGGAGAGAAACACGCCCAUUCUCGGAGGAAAUAUUAACACGACCUGUUUGGAGUCCAGAAUGUGGAAGUGCCACAAGUGCGGCAAACCCGUUUACUUCGCGGAACGUAAACAAUCGCUUGGCUACGAUUGGCAUCCGGAAUGUUUGCGCUGCGAGGAGUGUGGCAAACGUUUAAAUCCUGGCCAGCAUGCUGAGCACAAAAGUGUACCCUACUGCCAUGUCCCGUGCUAUGGAGCCCUAUUUGGACCCCAGUUGUUUGGCCAUGGUACCCGCGUAGAAUCCCACAAGAGUUACGGGUUAAAGGGAGCUCAAAAACCAGCUGGAGCUCAGUCCAAUGGCCCCACACUGCCACGAGAUCACCUAGAGUCCAAGCUGAAGGUCUACAACCAAUUCUACGACAACAAUAGCCUGGAGAUACGCAGUAGAGAGGUCAACAACCGCUUAGUGCUGGAAGGAGCACUGAGAGUUUAUUGGGGCGUGCAGGGAAUGAUUCAUCUCAAGGAGGAUGACGAUCAGCGGAUAUUAGUGCGGAAGAGAAACUCCUGUCGCGUGUCCAAGGCAGCCAAUGAAAGCAGUUCGGACAAGGAAAAUGAUGCUAGCGAAUCAGUAGGUCCGCCUUCAACGACUACCGGCGAGGUGGAUCAGCUUUCCACGGAUGUAUCACUUUCUGAGAGCAUGACCUUCGACUCCUGCAGCUUAAACGAGAUUUCCGAGCUGCCGACAACCCCAGAAGAUGCCUCGGCCAACACCACAGCUAACAGCAAGGAUGUAACCAAUGGUAAGGUGUCCAAUGACGAUGAUGAUACGACCACCACUGAUUCCUCCGGCACUUUGGUUGAGGCUCCAACGGCGAGCACAAGUUGUGUUUCCAGCACAUUGCCUUCCAAACUGGAUCACCUAGAAAAGCUGGACUGGGACGACAUUGAUGAUCUGCUGCAGGUGGAAAGACGUCACAAUGACAAGGAUCGCAUCUACGAAACAAUGCCGGUUAAACUGCCGUCGUCACAUUCAUCCAGCGACAGUUCGCCAAGCAAAACAUCAACUGAAACCUCGACCACCACUGAAUCGAGCUCCACUCAAUCGGCCACAACCAACAGCAGCAGCACGGAUAACUUUAUGACAGCCACUGGCUCGUUGACCGCCAAUACCAAUACGCAGAAUACCACAACAGUGUCCACGACCGAGACAUCUCUGGAUAACUAUGAGACUUGCGAUGAUACUACCUUAAAGCCCAUGGAUUUCGAGGACUUUAAAAGAAGUGUCCAUCAGGACUAUGUAAACGGCGCCAACUCAUUUAAGGAACCCAACGAUGGCACUCUAAAGCGUAACCAGCCAAUUGAUCCCUCUCGUAUUCAUGAUUCCCUAAAGCUCUACGGCGAGAAUUCGGUGAUGAGCAAAAGCUUUAAUUGUGAGCAUGCAUUGCGCUCCAUAGAUCCCACUUUAAUCAACGACACCAUGAAUCUGCGCAGUAGUGUAGCCUCACCCCGCUCCACACAGCGUCAGUACGCCUUGCAGAAGAGCGGAUCAGCAUCCGCGUCUACAGUUACCAGCAGAGAUCAGAAAAAGCCAUAUCAGCAGGGACGGCAGCUGUUCGAGAAAGGGAUCAACCGCUCCAAGUCGGGACCCAGCUGCUUUGUUUAUUCCGACAGUGAUGACGACGAUGAGACAACUCUGCGUCCCCAACGCUUAGCCACUAUAAGACGCAGUGAUGUCCCGGCCCGGUACAUUCAAAUCCAGAUGGAUUGUUAUCCCAAAGAGAAUGUCGCUGCCGGCAGCGAGGGUGAGUCAAGCCGUGCAGAUGCUCCAUCUAUAACCAGUGGAGCAGCUGCCGGCGAUGAGCUGACGCAAACCGAGGAGCUGUAUACAGCGAGCGAGGGAGUUGGAGGUCCAGAAGCAGAUGGAUCGGCUGGUUUGCAUGUAACGGAAGAUGGUGUGGUUCUGAGAAGGCCCCCACGCACUGGAGCUGCAGCCAUUAAACGACGCAGUGGUAAUCGUCGCUCUCGUACCAAGCUUAAACGUCGGUGCUCUAUCAAUGGUCACUACUACAAUCGGGAGACGUCGUUCUUCACGCCACCCUUCGGUUCUCAAAUGUCUGUGUGGGUUUCGUCGAUGGUGACCACCACGGAAGUUAUCAAUUUGGUGCUGGAAAAAUAUAAGGUAGACAGUUCGCCGGGCAACUUUUCUCUCUUCAUUGUACGUGACAAUGGUGAGCAGAAGCGUCUAAAGGAUGACGAGUAUCCCUUGAUAACUCGCGUCACUUUGGGCCCUCAUGAGGAUGUGGCUCGUAUGUUUUUAGUGGACUCGCGCAAAACUGAUGAAAUCAGUAAUGAAGUUGCUCAAUUUUUGAAUCUAUCGCUACCCGAGUGCCGCGCCAUUCUAGAGCGUUACGACCAGGAAGUGGCCCGUGAGAUCGCCAAAAUAAAGGAAAGAUACGCUGAAUUGCGCCGCCGUAUUGUGAGCCGCAUGGAAUCUCUCAAAGUGCAUUUGUAAAACGUAAACGGAAUCUCUGUCAUAAGAGCAAUUUUUUAUUAGCCAUAACAUGAAUGCGGCCAAAAAAAAUAGUGUCGGCAGCAGCACAGCUAAUAGUAUUCACGUUUUUAUACAAGAUAUAUAUAUAUUUUUAUGUAGGAUUUAGAGAAAAUUACGAACUAGGAACAUUAGGCGCCCAGUGAACAAAAGGAGCAGCUGCUGCACGUCGCAAAUACAUAUAUUAUAUAUUUUACGUUUAAGGUUCGAUUCUUCCCAGCCGAAACUAACAAUCAUUUCCAGGCAUUUCCAUUCGUUUAGAAAGCGUUUAAGACUUGUAACUAACCAAAAAAUAAUUAUUAAUCCGCACACAUUACCAUACAGUUUUUGUUUUGUGUUUAUAAUCAAAAUAUGUGCUUUGUGCAGUCACUUUAAAAGCGAAUGUCAUGUAUCUAUUGUACAAUCUUGAGCUUUUAAAACGUGACGUUUAGUAUGAAGCACAGGUCCUGCUAGUAGAGUGUAGUUGAAAGCCAUUUUAUCGAGUCAUUGAACAAAUGUGUGAAAAUCAAUUUGAUUAGCAAUUGCAAUGCCUGCGUAACAAUAACAAUAACUGUAUACUACAUACUACAUAUUGCAUAACAUGGACUUGUUGAUUGAAAAUCAUUUGGAAAUCCAAUAAAAUGUAAAGUUUUACAAGAGAA
This is a messenger RNA of Drosophila eugracilis, 3502 nucleotides long. RefSeq names its product serine-rich adhesin for platelets (gene Rassf). The record is from RefSeq and is a predicted model, not a curated record. NCBI's taxonomy places the organism in Eukaryota, Metazoa, Arthropoda, Insecta, Diptera, Drosophilidae. Gene Ontology annotation, biological process: signal transduction. The transcript has 8 exons. The coding region runs from base 396 to 2825 and encodes 809 amino acids.